This is a messenger RNA of Diuraphis noxia (Russian wheat aphid), 966 nucleotides long. RefSeq names its product bumetanide-sensitive sodium-(potassium)-chloride cotransporter-like. The record is from RefSeq and is a predicted model, not a curated record. Gene Ontology annotation, cellular component: membrane. Gene Ontology annotation, biological process: sodium ion homeostasis; potassium ion homeostasis; potassium ion import across plasma membrane. Gene Ontology annotation, molecular function: sodium:potassium:chloride symporter activity. NCBI's taxonomy places the organism in Eukaryota, Metazoa, Arthropoda, Insecta, Hemiptera, Aphididae.
AUUCAAUCGUUCAGUGGAUUGUAUCAUCGUGGAACAGAAAAUAAAGUAGAAGUGAGCCCAGGAAUAAAACUGGGAUGGAUCAAAGGCGUGACAAUUCCAUGUCUUCUAAGUACCUGGAGCGUGAUGAUUUUCUAUAAGAUGCCGUGGACUUUAGGACAAGCUGGAAUAUUGAUUUCAAUCAUUAUUAUUUUUCUUUCAAUGCUUAUCAUUCUAUUCACAAAUUUUUCAUUGUCUGUGAUCAGCACAAAUGGAAAAAUAAAAGGAGGAGGUCUAUAUUCCAUUGUUUCCCAAUCAGUUGGUCCGGAACUAGGAGUGGUAAUUGGUAUGCUAUUAGCAUUAGCUAACACUGUUUCUGCGAUGUUAAAUUCAUGGUUACUUGUAAUAAUUCUUGAAGAAAUUGAUGACACAAUAUUUACGAUACUAAUAGAUUACAUCAUAUUAUUACGAAUAGUAUUAAUAAUAUUUCUGAGUAUACUUUGUUAUAUAGUCAUGGAUAACGAAUCUAAAAUACAAUAUGCUCUGCUGAUAACGAUAAUUUUUGGUAUUUUUAACGUACUUAUUGGCUCAUGCAUUGGCCCAAAAAGUAAUUUAGAAAAGGCAUCAGGCUUCACUGGAUUCAAUAUGGCAACGUUAAAAAAAAACUGGUAUUCAGACUAUAGGAUUUUCAGACAUGAGCAGACAAAUUUUUUUACAGUUUUCGCAAUUUUUUUUCCAUGUCUAACUGGCAUUCACGCUGGAGUUAAAUAUUCAUCGGGAGAUCUUGAAGUUCCUAGUACUUCAAUACCAAAAGGAACAUUACUAUCAAUACUUAUUACUACAACUACGUAUAUAUUAUUAACAGUAAUACCUGGAUCGGUUCAAUUGAGAGAAGCUAGUGGAAAUGAAACCGAAUUACAUGAUGGUUCUUUUACAAAUUGUUCYUAUAGAAAUUGCUAUGGAGGAUUGAGCCACGAUGUAGACAUUUAA